UGGCUAUUAUAUCAAUAGAUAUUGUUUGAUCGUCUCAUUUCCAACGAUUACAGCAACUUCUAUUUAUUACGAUCUAAAGCGUACUCGUUUGUGGAAAGAACAACAGUUAUUGGAGAAGCAACAGAAUAAUUAAAAAGUAAACUAAUCAACAUGAUAACUUUUAAAUAUCUGUUAAACGUUUAUUAUCCACUUAUUCUUCCAAUAACUGGUUUUAUAAUUGGAAGUUACUUAGACAACCAAGAAGAUUUAAGAUUAACUAAAUUCAGAGAUAAAUCUGCUUUAUAUGGGAGAGAACUAGCACCUGGAGAAUCACAUUCAUGGCCAUAAUUAAAUUGCAAAAUGAAUAUAUUUAAUGAAAAUAUGUAUUAAAAUUAAAACCUGUUAAUCUAUGUAGACAACUUAAAAUAUAGAUUUAAAGUUAUCUCUU
Molecule: messenger RNA, 427 nt
Organism: Vespa velutina
Lineage: Eukaryota; Metazoa; Arthropoda; Insecta; Hymenoptera; Vespidae
Gene: ND-MNLL
Product: NADH dehydrogenase [ubiquinone] 1 beta subcomplex subunit 1
Exons: 1
Coding region: 151-327 (58 amino acids)
Cellular component (GO): mitochondrion
Source: RefSeq, a predicted model, not a curated record